Messenger RNA from Thlaspi arvense, 978 nucleotides. The record is from the annotation of a GenBank genome assembly. NCBI's taxonomy places the organism in Eukaryota, Viridiplantae, Streptophyta, Magnoliopsida, Brassicales, Brassicaceae.
CUUCUCUCUAAGCUCAUAAUCAUCUGCUUGAUCUCGAGCUCAUUAUUCUCUUCAUUAUAUCGCUUUUAAUCUUUUUCAAUCAUCGAAUCAGCUUGUAAACCUAAUUGCUUCAGGUUAUUACAAAGCGAAGUUCCAAGUUCGUCAUAUCAAAUCUUCUUGAGAUCUUGAUGAAAUAAAAGUCUUAAUUUCCUUGGAACAUGGAGAAGCUUCUUAAGCCGUACGAAAAGCAGUACAUGAAAAUGGCUAUGCUUAAACACGAAGAAACUUUCAAGCAACAGGUAUAUGAACUUCAUAGGUUAUAUCAAGUCCAGAAGAUAUUGAUGAAGAACAUGCAGAUCAACAAGGGAAAUGAUGUAAAUUCAGGACUAGGGACUUUCAUCAGAAGAGUUGACCUUGAGUCUGACCGUCCGGCGAAUUUUCCCGGCGGAGGAGAAUCCGGUGGUAAUAAUAUAGAGAUUAUGGACGAGAGUGAGAUCGAGCUAACGCUUGGACCGUCGUGUUACGGUGGUGAUCUGAUGAGAAUGAACAAGAAGAAGAAGAAGAACUCUUCGCAGGAGAUGAUGGAUGGAAAUUUAAACUCCGGUCGCCGGAGUUUCUCAUCGUCUUCAACAGGGUCAAGCAAUAAUAAUCACAACAAUCUUGAAGAGCAAGUGAGACAAGAGAGAUUGAUGAAACAUCAGAAGCAGAAGCAGCCAUGGCUUCAAGCAUUGACCCUCAAUGUCAUUUGAUAAUAAUUAAUAUUCAUAUUAACUAUAAUCUGAAAUAGAUUUGCAUUUCUUUUUUUUCUCUCUUCAAUUUAGUACCUUUUUUAGUGCUUUAUCUCAUGCCGCUUAUCAGGUGAUCUUUUUCUUUUCUUUUAAAUGCUUAUCAGUAAUUUUUUUUUUUGCUUUACUAGUUCUUUUUAGGUUUCCUGUAAAUAAAAUCAAUAUUAAUGUAUUACUUUGUUUUCGAGUUCAACGUAUACUUGCAUUGCCAGAA